Molecule: messenger RNA, 974 nt
Organism: Trichoderma virens Gv29-8
Lineage: Eukaryota; Fungi; Ascomycota; Sordariomycetes; Hypocreales; Hypocreaceae
Exons: 1
Coding region: 1-942 (313 amino acids)
Biological process (GO): base-excision repair, AP site formation
Molecular function (GO): mismatch base pair DNA N-glycosylase activity
Source: RefSeq, a predicted model, not a curated record
AUGGAGCAAGGGGAGGAACUUCCAAAUACGGCUGAGGGCGUAGAAUCCGGAAAGUCUGCAACAUUUGAGGGGCGCUUACAGUUGAAGGAGUUCAUGUACACCUCGCAGCAGUCGGUUCGCAGAAGCCCUCGGUUUGCGGCCGCACCUGAAUCACCCUCGUCAUCUUCAGCGACCAGCGUGACAGUUCCUUCAUCAUCCAACAAGCGACGCCAGUCAGCAGCUCCCAGCUCAUCAUCUUCAUCUCCGCAGAAGAAGAAGCGGACCCGUCCCAGUGCGGGAUAUGCACCUCCUUCUACUUAUGCGCACCUCCCUGAGCUUCCUGAUGCCGUUGCGCCCAAUCUCUUGGUGUUUUUCAUUGGGCUGAAUCCCGGAGUAGAGACUGCUCGGAAGGGCCAUGCCUAUGCACACCCCUCCAAUCUUUUCUGGAAGCUCCUCUACUCGAGCGGCGUGACGCCCCGCCCAUGCCGACCCGAAGAGGACCGGCAGAUGCCGCAGCUCUACAGUCUCGGCUUGACCAAUAUUGUUUCGCGGCCAAGCCGCAACGGUGCUGAGCUGAGCAAGCAGGAGAUGGAUGACGGCGUCGCCAUCUUGGAAGACAAGGCUCGCAAGUGGCGGCCGGAGAGCAUGUGUGUAGUAGGCAAGAGUAUUUGGGAGAGCAUCUGGCGUGUGCGUCACGGGUCUCCUGUUGGCAAGGCUUUCAAGUACGGAUGGCAAGAUGAGUCUGAGAAUAUGGGCGUCAUCGAGGGCGAGUGGGCGGGAGCCAGAGUGUUUGUCGCAACAAGCACAAGCGGUCUUGCGGCGUCCAUGUCUUUGGCUGAGAAGCAGGCCGUAUGGAACCAACUGGGCUCCUGGGUCAAGACGAGGAGAGCCGAGAGGGAAGCCCAGGAAGAGAAGGAGGUCUCGCAAGAGAAGACAGUAGAAGAGACUGAUUCGGCUUCAUAGCGUUAGACAGUCUUUUUAUUUACACGACUCGU